AUGUCGAACCUAUACAGCCAGCUAGGCCCUCAGGGACGAGCGCUUUUACAACGAUCGGGAGCCACGUACUCCACAACGCCGGGAAGUGCCUCCCCACAAGAGUUGGAUUUUUUGAUCAACGAGUUGCGCCACCCAAAGCCCGAUUUAACCGUAAACAAGGUGUUGGGCUAUCUCUACAACUACGUACCGUAUGUGAAGCAGGAGCACAACUUAAGGGUGUUAGUGCUGGCUUUUCUCAGUUCGCCCACUUGUUUUGAUCCGCCAGCUACCUACCAGGAGAAUUUUGCCAUUGUCGACGUUGUUCGCCUUAUUUUUGAGAAAAAGCUCAAAGUAUCGCAACCCACGCUCUCAAUUAAGACAUUUUACAGAGUAUGGGAAGAGGAGAUCAAAGGAUUCGUCAACUACAACGUGUACGCCAAUUCGUGGAAGGUAUUACCGAUUAUUGCCGGGAUCGAUAUGGCGAAUAAAGUGAGAGACCAAUUGUACACUGAGCCCAACAAAUUAGAGUACGGUUGGUUUUUCAAUAAGUUUGAUCGAGGGGUGGGUAAGCUUUUCCGCAAAUGCCUCAACUACAGUCUCACCCCCGCUCUUCCCACUGAUAUCACUUAUCUUGCCAUUCUCUCGCUCGCGGUGGUAUACCAGCGAGGUGAGCCUAUCACCGAGUACACCAAACACGUGCUGCUGGACUUUGUUGUCGAGCUCGUGGUGUUAUUCUUAUUUGGCGACCGUCCCGACUCGCUUCUUGCCUACCGCCACUUCUUCGAUCUCAUUGGCCAAAGAGACACCCAGCAAGUGGAGCAGGCGGUGCAACAGCACAUCUACGCGGUGCCGGCGGUGCGGUUCAUGAACAAAUUAGCGUUUGUGCUUGAGGCGUACUUCAGCAAGUUGCCGCAUACCACGCAACUGUUCCAGCUCAUUAUGUGGCUGUUAUCCGAGAUUGAGGCGUUUAACCAGAACUUGUCGAUCGCCACUGAGAAUACCCCACGAUUCAACUCGUUGGAUGUAGCCACACGGCUGGCGGACUACAUCCCGGCGCAAUUCUGGCAAACUCUUAAACAGAUCAUGUUUACUGAAGUGAUUAUUUUCACGGGUAUCCUUACCCGCUACAUUACCAGUGGGCGCAGGAUUACCAACCCGUUCACUGCGAACCCUUACAUCAACCCGCGCAACGAACAGGUAGCGUUGCGCAUCGUCACCAACUUGUACUACCUCAAUUUCAUCCUUGAGGCCAUUGGUCUGGGCGGGUUUGACGCCUAUAACUUCGUCUACUACUUGAGUAAUGAGCUUGCCCUCAAGACCAACCAGCAGUACGUCGAUGUCACCAAAUUCAUGGUGGGGCCAAUGGGGGUGAACAUGGACCCGGCGGCGGUCAACGACAACUAUGUGAUGCAGCUGCGACUCUUGUUCACCCUUGGCCUCUGGGAAAACUACAUGAGCCAGCCCAAGUUCGACGAGCAGUUUGCCCACAAGUUUAUCUUCCCCUUCUGCUAUGACGUUGUCGCCAACCCGCAUUAUCACCUGCGCCAGCUUAUCGAAGCGGCACACUCGGUGUUAUUGAUUUUCUUUGGCAAGAGCCGCCAUCAAAAAGUCGACGACUGUAUCGACUACGUUGGCCUCAUCUAUAGCCAGCACCCGCGGUUGCUUUCGGCGACGCAGUUUUCGGUGGCGAUCGAGACGGUGGGGAAGCUGCUUUUAGAGCACCCGGUGCAGCCACGCGAUCGGGCGCUUCCUGACCUGGGGGAGGAGUUUUUAAGGUUUUUGCUCCACUUGAUCCAGCAAACCCGGCUGGACCCGUUGCAUACUCGCGACGCCACCUUUAGCGACCAGACAUUGCGGCUGGCGCAGCCGGUGGGCGAGAUCUUGGCGACGCUGACGUUGAAGCGAAUGGACGAGGACGAGGUCGACGAGCACAAUAUCGUCGAGCAGAACGACGCGCUGAAGCCGUUUGAGAAGCUAUUUGACGACGCGCUGAAGCACGUGUACGCCGAGGUCAAUGAUAAGCUCGGCCAGUACAUCCCCCGGAGAAAGCGCGCUAAACCCGAGCACCAGCCUCACCCCGCUCCUUCGGCGACAGAGUACCAGUUUACCGAGCGGGUGCACCCGAAUACAGUGCGGGAGGCGGCGGUGAAUACGAUCAUCAAUCUCGUUCCCUACAUUCCAUUGCUGCGAUUUGUGGCGUGGUUGGACGAGAUCUAUUUAGUCAUCCUCGCCCUGGAGCCGGAGGAACAGCGCUACUUGUGCAAGCUGUUGUGGGUGGUGAUAUCAGAAAACCUCGACUUGAACCGGUGCGGGCUCGCCUACCCAUGGUGGUAUGAGACGGUGAAAAUGCCGCUGACAAUGCCGUUUAUCGCCGGCGGUGCUUCUAAACUUUAA
Messenger RNA from Diutina rugosa, 2373 nucleotides. RefSeq names its product Pex8p (gene PEX8). The coding region runs from base 1 to 2373 and encodes 790 amino acids. The record is from RefSeq and is a predicted model, not a curated record. NCBI's taxonomy places the organism in Eukaryota, Fungi, Ascomycota, Pichiomycetes, Serinales, Debaryomycetaceae. The transcript has a single exon.